UGUUAUUGCAGCGCUAACCUAGGUUAAAAUUAAUGUAGUGCUCGACUUUACCGCAUGUCCAAAGGUUUAUCGAAAUUUUAAAAGUUAUUCCCGAAACCCACGAAAGAGCAAGUGUUACGAUUUCUGAUAUCUUAAGAGCGCGCUGGUUAAAGUGAGAGAUAUUAGUAGUCAAGUGUGCUGCAAUUUGUCCCCGCCCCUCGUUGUCGUUUCCUUGCUCCUCCCCGAAUCUUGCCUGUUCGGCUUCCCGCUUCUGCGCAACUCAACCAGGCCUAAAUCACCCGCUUCUCCUCGCUUGUUUCCCUCAUUAACGCGGCCAGCAUGUCGGAGUACAGCACGGUGCCCCCACCUGGGGCUGGGGCGUCUUUGGGCGGACAGCCAUCCCUGGGAGCCGGCGGCGGAAUCAAGAAGGACGCGUUUGCUGACGCCGUGCAGCGGGCCCGUCAGAUCGCGGCCAAGAUCGGUGGCGAUGCUGGCGGCGCCCCCUUGAACAACAGCGGUGCCCCGGAGAGCUUCCCCUACACAGCACAGAAACGCCAGCUGGAGGAUGCAGAACAGCCAGAAAGCAAGAAAAUGGCUUCCCAGAGCGACCGUGAUUCUGCAACCUCUCUGUCAAUUGGAGCCCAGUUGGCAGCCUUAGCCCAACAGAGGUAAUGAUACUGCAAGGGAUGAGGGGGUUUUGGGAUGAAAGCACACAUCACAUAAUUCCUCUUUAAUUGUUUGCUAUAAUUUAGUUGUCAUGGCUUGUGGGGGCACGGGUCUUGGGAAGAAUGGAAGCACGUCAUGGAUGGAUUAAAUGGAGUCAGACACAUUUGACUCAGUCAGGAGCUUGAAGGAAUUUGGUGCUGGGCAGCUGACCUACAGGGGGCGCGGUGGCGCA
Molecule: messenger RNA, 877 nt
Organism: Scleropages formosus (Asian bonytongue)
Lineage: Eukaryota; Metazoa; Chordata; Actinopteri; Osteoglossiformes; Osteoglossidae
Product: far upstream element-binding protein 2-like
Exons: 4
Coding region: 319-651 (110 amino acids)
Source: RefSeq, a predicted model, not a curated record